This is a messenger RNA of Poecilia latipinna (sailfin molly), 1570 nucleotides long. Its product is annotated as ezrin-like. The coding region runs from base 124 to 765 and encodes 213 amino acids. Gene Ontology annotation, cellular component: cytoskeleton. The record is from RefSeq and is a predicted model, not a curated record. NCBI's taxonomy places the organism in Eukaryota, Metazoa, Chordata, Actinopteri, Cyprinodontiformes, Poeciliidae. Gene Ontology annotation, molecular function: actin binding. The transcript is spliced from 7 exons.
CACUAAGAGUUUUACUCUAUUUAAAAUUAAAAAUUAACUUGGGUAUAAAGGACCUUGGAAUUUAUUGUUCAUAAAAUUUUAUUGUUUUUUUUAUUGCUGCAGAAAACGGUUUACGUCACCAGGAUGGAUGGAGUGCAGGAGUUCUUCAUCCAACCCACAACUAAAGGGAAGGAGCUCCUAGAAAUGGUUGCCAAGGCCAUCGACCUGGAUGAGAUUUGGUACUUUGGAUUUCAGUUUACCGACAGCAAAGGAAUCACCAAGUGGCUGAACCUUGAGAAGAAAGUGUUGGCUCGGGUUGCAAAGAAUCAGAGUUCCCUGCAGUUAAAGCUCAGAGUUCGGUUUUACCCAGAGGAUACAGAGAGGGAGCUGAUCCAAGACGUCACCAGGAGGCUCUUCUUCCUGCAGGGAAGAGGCUGUGAUCAAGUACCUGAAGAUCGCACAAAUGCUGGACAUGUUUGGUGUUACUUACUUCAAGAUGAAGGACAAGAAGAAACAGAACUGUGGCUGGGAGUGCAUGCGUUUGGUAUUAAAAUCUACCCAAAAGACAACAAAUUAACCCCUUUGAGUCAAUUUCUGUGGGAUGAAAUCAGAAGAGUAAGUUACGACUCUAAGAAAUUGAACAUCACUACGAUGGGAAAGAGAGUCCCUAUUUUGCAGGUGUACCCUGAAGAAGGUUCUCACAAAUGCAAGAGCAUCUUGGAGCUUGCUAUGGGCUACCACUUGUACUGUCGCCGCAAAGAGCCCGACAGCAUCGAGGUUCAGUAGUUGAAGGCUCAGGCCAGAGAGCAGAGAAUGUGGAAGAGAUCAUCAGAGUUGGGGAUUAAAUAAGCCCAAAUUGAACUGAUUUAGACAAAGAGGUUAUACAAGACUUCUUUAAUUAGUAUCCUUAUAAAUCUGAAAGCUUUACCAUCCUGGAACCAUGUCAACACGAGUGACAUCCUCAGGUCAUUCAUUUAGAUCAUGCCAUCUUUAAAAGAUUUCUUAAAAAGACAAAAUAGGCUUCUCAUUUUCUCCAGAAGUGGGUCGAGUUUUCUUUUCUUUCACGCCAGAUUUCUUGGGAUAACUUACAUAAACUUAGCCUGGGUGUUGGCUUCCUGUGCAACUCCGCUCAAUUCAAAUCUCGUCUCACAGGGACAGUCUGGGAUUUCUCCCAUUUGGAUUCCUAACCAGCAAACACAAGGAGGAGUUGUUAAGUGAUUUUACAAUUUGAAUUUGUUCACUCCGCGUUGGCCUCGCUCCCAAAUACCAAAUUAAGUUCAGCUCGGCGCUCAUCUCUCUGCAGUGAGGGAUGCUUCACAGGGCUGGAAUCCUGUUAAAGGUGUUGGGAGAUCAUCACAUAUAGUCACUUUCAAUAAAGUGACUAUAUGCUUUUGAAAACAACCUUUAGGAUUGCACACUGUUCUACAUUCUGCACAAUAUUUUUUUUUUCUUUUUAUUGGUUUGAUGUAGUAUUCUAAUUUUAAAUGUCAUGUUUUCAUUAACUGUAAGUGGAAAGUCAUCAUAAUUAACAGAAAUAAAGGUUGGAAAACACCAGUUUGCAUGUAAUUAAUCUACAUAAUGUGUUUCACCA